CCCCUGAAGUCAUGCGCGUCACUGUUACAUUAUGACGCUAUGACGUGGAAAGCAGAAUGACAAUAACAGUACUAGCUAAUGCAAUAGAUCUAACCAUGAAUCAUUUAACAUGUGGCUGUUAAAUCUACUCAUGACAAUUAGGAGGGCUAUUGAUAACAGCUCCUCUCACUCUUGCUUCAUGGUCUGCACUGUUUUUUAGGGAGCAGUGCUGCUGAUCACAACCAUAAUCCAUUGGAGCGCUGUGCACCAAUCAUGUGCUGAACUGUGCAAAUAGAUCUAGUCCCUCCUCGAGCCACAGAACCAUACACCUAACAAUGCACAGAUGAGCUGGGGGAGAGGGAGCUGCAAUAUCAGUAGGACGGUGAUGACAAACCAUUUUGAGAUGUUAACCAAAAUGAUACCUGGAUAAUUUCUAAUCCAACUUUUUCUGGCAAUGUAUAGCAAACCACCUUGUCUACCCAGUCUACAUUUUGUGAAAAAAUGGGGAUUCCUAUCGGAAUUAUGUUGAUUCCUUUGCGGACGCUUUGGAUGUUAUUUCUCUUGUGGAAUACAAUAGAGGCGCAGACACGAUAUACCAUUCCUGAGGAACUAAAUGUGGGAUCCGUUGUUGGGAACAUAGCGAUGGAUCUGGGUUUGGGAAUCUCUGAGAUAUCUGAACGAAAACUGAGGAUAGCCUCGGAGGGUGGUAAGCAGUAUUUCAGCGUGGAUUUGGGAAAAGGCGAGCUCGUUGUCAGUGAGAGAAUAGACAGAGAGAAUCUGUGCGGACAAAGCGUCAGCUGUAUGUUGCCUUUAGAGGCUAUAGUACAAAACCCACUACAGCUCCAUCGUGUUGAAAUUGAGUUACAGGAUAUAAAUGACAAUUUUCCAGUUUUUCAAAACAAUCAAAAUAUUCUAAAUAUUGCCGAGUCUACAUUGACAGGUGUAAAAUUUCGUUUAGAAUCGGCACAAGACCCCGACGUGGGCUCAAAUUCCAUAUGUUCCUACACGCUAAGUAAAAACGACCAUUUUGUUUUAAAAGUAAAAAUUAGCAAGGAUGGAACCAAAGUCCCCGAGUUGGCUUUGGAAAAAAUGUUGGACAGAGAACACAUACCAGCACAUAGUCUAAUUCUGACAGCAAUAGAUUGUGGAACUCCAGCCCGGUCAGGCACAACAAAAAUCACUGUUCGGGUGUUGGACCAAAACGAUAAUGCACCUGUUUUUGAAAAAUCUUUAUAUGGCUUGAAAUUGCUGGAAAACACCCUUAUCGGUACUGUAGUUUUGACUGUCAAAGCUGUAGAUCUUGACGAAGGUGGCAAUGCCGAAAUAACGUAUUCAUUUGAACCACAUAAUCCUGAAUCACUUCAGAAUCUGUUUUCUAUUGACUCACAAACGGGAGAGCUCGCCAUUAAGGGUGAAUUAGAUUUUGAAACGGGACGCUAUUUGAAAUUUGAUGUUCUUGCUACAGACAAUGGCCCGCUAACUAUGCAGGGACUGUGCACUGUUGAGGUAGAUGUCGUGGAUGUGAACGACAAUGUUCCUGAUGUUAUUUUGAAAUCUGAACCUACCCCGGUUAGGGAGGACGCACCUAUUGGAACUGUUGUGGCUCUGCUAAGCGCCAAGGACAUAGACUUUGGACAUAAUGGGAAAGUCACUCUAAGUUUACCACCAGGCGUACCUUUUAAAUUAAAACAAUCAGUGUCCAAUAAUUAUGCUUUAGUUACCGAAUCCAUUUUGGAUCGAGAAUCAUAUCCGGAUUACACCAUUGAGAUAAUGGCAGCUGAUGCUGGAUCACCUCCUCUCUCAUCCAAAAAGAUGAUUAAUGUCCGUGUUCUUGACGUCAAUGACAAUUCUCCAAUGUUUUCCCAAACAUCUUACACUGUUUAUGUCAGAGAGAACAAUGCUGCUGGAUCAAUAAUUUGUUCAGUGUCCGCUACAGAUCCAGAUAUAAGAGAAAAUGCCAAGAUCUCCUAUUCUAUAUUAGAUUCUAAAUUACAAGACGUGUCAGUCUCCUCCUAUAUUUACAUCAACUCAGAUAACGGCAGCAUCUACAGCAUGCACUCGUUUGACUAUGAGAAACUGAAGGUGUUUCAGAUUCAGGUGCAGGCAAAGGACCACGGCUCUCCGUCUCUGAGCAGCAACGUCACGGUUCAUGUUUUUAUCCUGGACCAGAACGACAAUGCCCCGGCUGUUAUUUACCCCUCCGCUGUAAUGGGCUCUGUUUCCCAUCAGAAGAUUCCCCGGUCCGCUAAAGCAGGCCACCUCGCCACUAAGAUAUCGGCAGUGGACGCAGACUCGGGCCACAACGCCUGGAUUUCCUAUAGGCUGACGGAGGCCACCGACUUGUCUUUGUUCAGUGUGAAUCUUUACACAGGUGAGGUGAGAUGUAAACGUGCUGUUUCAGAGCAGAAUGACUCCUCUCAGAGGCUGCUUAUAGAGAUAAAGGACAAUGGGGAGCCGGUCCAGUCCACCACAGUCACAGUCAAUAUAAUGUUAGAGGACGGGCUACACGAACCCAUCUCGGAAUACCGCCAGAAAAAAGCAGAGCCCAGCAGGAGAAACAGUAAAAUCAUCGUUUAUUUGAUCAUCUCUCUGGCCUCAGUGUCCGUCUUGUCUAUGUUAACUUUUCUCAUCUUAGUGGUGAAGUGCGUUARAAACAGUAGGAGCAGCUCGAGUUGCUGUAUCAGACGRGCUGACUCUGACGGAUACAAGAAUCCCAACAGAAACYUGCAGAUCCAGCUCAACACUGAYGGCCCUAUUAAGUAUGUGGAGGUCCUGGGAGGGGACCUGUUGUCUCAGAGCCAGUCGUUCAGGUCGUGUCUCUCUCCAAUGUCAGAGUUCAGUGAUUUCACCCUCGUUAAGCCCAGCAGUACGACUGACUUUAAGGAAAUGAUAAACGUGCUUGACGCAUCUUUACCUGACAGUGCGUGGACGUUCGAGAGCCAACAGCAAAAUCCACCCAACAUUGACUGGCGCUUAAACCAGCAGGCACAGAGACCUGGACCCAGUGGCACAUACAGGUACAGCACCAGCACCCAGCAGAGAUGGACACCGUACGGGAAGGCGAGAGCUGGCCCCCAUCCUGCGGGGGCAGGUGGUGUCGUAGCUGGAACAGGACCCUGGCCCACCCCCCCCACCGAGGCUGAGCAGAUCCAGGCUCUGAUGGCUGCUGCCAAUGAGGUGAGCGAGGCGACUGCGACCCUUGACCCCCGCUACAACGCCCAGUUCCCCAUGCAGCAUGUGCCUGAUUACCGCCAGAACGUCUACAUCCCCGGCAGCACGGCCACCCUGACAGCCAACCCCCAGCAGAUGAUGCCCCAGCAGGCCCUGCAGGGCCCGCCACAGGCCAUGCCCCAGGUAGACGUCCCCAAUGCUGCCCAGACCCCCGCCAGCAAGAAGAAGUCCACCAAGAAGGACAAGAAGUAAGCCAAGCUAACACCAAACCCAAUCACCAUGGACACCAAGACCCUUUACACCCAUACUGCAGAGCGUCCUCCCUCAAUAGAAGCCUUGAUCUUUAUUUUUCUUAUGCCAUUCAAUCUGAUAGUUCAAUCUGAUAGUUCAAUCUGAUAGUCCCAGCGUUGUGGAUGUAGUGAGCAUAUGUUAAAAUGUUGGUAGUGGGCAAUUGCUGUACUUUUACUCCUAUGGUCAUCACAGCCAGCUUCGGGCAGAGGUUAUUGGUUUGUGGUGUAUGUGGGGUGGGAGGGGGAGGAAGAGCAGAGAAAAGAAGAGGGCAUGAGCUGUAUUUUGGAUUCAGAUAGAUUUCAUGUACCUGGAAUUCAUGUAGUGAUCUAGCUCUGCAUUAUAGCAUUCUAAAGAAAAAAACAUCUGAAUGUUUGUUUUCAUUGAAACUUUUGAUGUUUCUCUAAAAUGCAAAGUAGUUGCUUCUUAUGACGACAUGAAUUACACUACCUUCUUGUUUAUUUAGAGAACUUGCUUUAGCUCUUUAAGGAAUGAAGUAGACAAGACGUGUUGCAUGAUUCAUCCUAAGGAUGAAGAACCACUGAAGAUAAGCCUACACUAACAUACAUUUGAAGAAAGAGGCUAGCUCAACUUUGUCACAAAAAUACAAAUCUCAUGUGAGAAUGCAUACCGUGGCAUUAACAUUUUGAAAUGUAAGGUUCAUUGUAGUUAUAUGACUAGUAAGCAUAAGAACAGAUUCUGAUUUUGUGUUACCUUUAAUGGUGACCAUCAAAGUAUAUCCAGCUGCUUUUUAAAAUCUUGUCCAAGCAGGAUUCUGUGGUAACUUAGAUCAUUUAUCCACGAUUGUAACCUUUUUCCAUAAUUAUUGGUAGAAUCCUGUACUGCAUUAAAACUUUGUUUAAAUAAUGUAACAGUGUAAAGGUGAUGGAUCAGUAUUUUAUAAACUUAGAACCAGCAUUAUUUCGAUAUUGUAUCAGCGUUGUUGUAACGUUGUAUUAGCGUUAUGCCGAGCUGGCCCAGUGUGAUUGGCUCUGCACUGUGGCCCUCUCUAAGGCUCAUAGACAGAUUCCUGUGACCACGACCCCAGGGUUGUGGGUUACGGUUAGGGUUAGACAGAGUCCUGUGACCCCAGGUUAGGGUGUGUGGUAAAGGCAUAAGGAGGGGAAAGGGUGGACAGUCUCUGUCCUCUUGCCACAUGUACAGUAUCUCUUUGGCUAUGACAGCCUGUAAAUGUGCUCGAAUCACUUCUUCAGGCCAGACCACAGGUUCAGUACACUACAACUCCAGGCACUGUAGGACGUUCUGUAAUGGACAGUUUACAGGAGCCUCUGUAGAAGCAUUGUUGUGCGUUCAGGGCAAUAUCAGGACCAUGGACAGAGACCACCUCCCUCUCCUCUCUUAGAAGCAGUCUGGGGCACAGAGAAUGUUUUCAGCCCAUCCUUAACCCUGCCAAAUCCUCAGCUGCACUGACACUCUUCCCCCAUGUAAAUAAGACACAGCCAAUCUGAGAGAGAGACAUCACUCUCUCACCACAGCCACACUGCUGGCUAGUACUGGAAUGUUUAGAAUAUUUUUCAGGAAACAAAUCUGAUAACAUUUUUUUUUUUAAAGAAGUGGUUAAUAUUAAAUGUAGUGGUGUAGUGACUAAGAUUUGAGCAAACGGACUCGACCAAGCUGUAAAUAAAACUAAAACUUUCAAAAGACAGUCGUAGCUAGAGGCUUGUGAAAUUUUUUGUGCAUAUUUUUGUGUUUUCUCUCUAUCACUUUCUUUCUUUGGUUACACCAAACUUUAAAUUUUAACACAUUACACCUACAUGUCUUUUAAAGUGUGAUUCCAUUUCCCUGCACUUCGGUCUGUGUUUGUGAUUUUGAUCAAUUGUUUAUGCUACUGGAAUGCCACCCUUGCUCAUAUGAAUAUAAAUAUGUGUCUUCUAAUCCUCUUUAUUCUAUUGUAUUAUCUUCCCUAUUAAAAUGUUGUUACACUCUUAUUUUAUAUGCAAAAAUGUAUACUGCUGUUUAUUUCUUYAUGGUUUUUGUUUAUUCUCUGCUCACUGACAUUUACAAAUAAAAAUCUCUUCUGAUAUGA
Salvelinus sp. IW2-2015 is the source of this 5485-nucleotide messenger RNA. RefSeq names its product protocadherin gamma-C5. Lineage: Eukaryota; Metazoa; Chordata; Actinopteri; Salmoniformes; Salmonidae. The record is from RefSeq and is a predicted model, not a curated record. Gene Ontology annotation, molecular function: calcium ion binding. Gene Ontology annotation, biological process: homophilic cell-cell adhesion. Gene Ontology annotation, cellular component: plasma membrane.